Molecule: messenger RNA, 1808 nt
Organism: Cuscuta campestris
Lineage: Eukaryota; Viridiplantae; Streptophyta; Magnoliopsida; Solanales; Convolvulaceae
Source: the annotation of a GenBank genome assembly
CACACCCCAAUUUGUUUCUACUUUUAGCGAUUCUCAAUGGCGUGUUUGGUCUCCAUUAACGUCUGUGCGUCUCCGCCAAGCCCAAACCCUCCGGUUCAGGUAGUCUCGGAAACCCUAAACGCAGCUUAGAAUUCCUCUGGUAUGACAGAACUUAACCAUCUGAGUAGGUAUCUUCUUCGAGUUGAAACAUUGAAGGGAAAAGCGUUGUAGCAUUCUCUUUAGCAUCUAGUUGCUUGUUCUUUCCAGUUUUGCAGUAGCAUUAUUCGAUGAUAAUGUAAAUAGCGUUUAUCUGUUAAUGGAUUGAUUGGCCAAAGGGUGAAAAUGUUUUUGCCAGUUCCAAGUGUGGAGAAGGCUCAUGUCUGAAGAUUCUGGAAAAGUGGAAAAGAAAGAUGACUCAGAUCAUACAAAUUCUAGGUUUAUUACUCAAGAAUCUGCUCUAAAACAAAUAAUGAAAAUACUUGGGGGACCCCAAAAAUUUGACCCCAAAACAACACCAAGGCAAACGCUCAAUGCCUGUGCGUGUUUGUGUUUGCCUUGGUGUGCACUUGGGGUCAAAUUCCUGGGGUCGCCCUAGUACCACCCAACAAAUAAUUGCCACAUUUCUAUUGAAGGUAAACACUUACCCCGGAUGCCCCAAAUUUAGGAUUCACAUUUCCUUUUAGGGAACAAAUGUGCCGGGCCGUCGGGAAUUAUCUCUCUGCUACGCUAUAUAUGCUAUAUAUUUGGCUUGCUCUUCAAUUGAAGGGCAUUCAGGUGACAUGUCUAGAUAUUCUCAUAUCAUUGUAACUCUUAGAAUAACUUGGAAGAUUUUGACUUAUUAUAAGUGGGAUUUUUUUUUUUUUUGCAAAAUUUAUGAUUCGUUCGGUGUUGAGUUCUGUUGUAAUGAGACUUUGAUGGAUAGGGUCGAGAUCUCUUCAAUCUUCACCUCAUGUCUGAUUAAAAAAGGGUAUAGAGUAGUUACUAGAAACAUUUUAUACUUGUGUUUGCAACUCAACCUAUAUUUGGCAGCUGAGAGUGCUAAGUGACAUUGUAAUGCUGAGUUUAUAUGCAUGUGAACUACUCCAUAAUAACUAUGUCUCCUUGCUCUAUUUGCCUUGACAAAAAAAUCCACUACAUGGCAAUUUGGGGUGAGAAAUGUGGAAUAUACAGCAGGUGCUUACUAUAUAUAGCUUCCUCAAUUGUUAUUCUAUUCUUUAAGAUGACUACAAUGUACAAAUUGCAGAUUAGUUCCACAAUUUUUAAAGAUAUUUGGUUUAGAUUGCCAUUGAAUGAGUGUGAUCUUGUUUUCUGUUAUAGGGCCUUGAUACAACACGAUUGGAUGGUGGGAAGUCUCUAUUCCAAACAAAAUGGUCAACAGGGAGGCUUCUGAUGGCCAGCAAUUGGAACAGAGGCGUUGCCAAUAUGAACAGGGACAACGGUCAUUGUAUCAUCAGACCCACAACACAUUUUCCCCUACACAUUUCAAGCGAUUCUGAUAUAGGCUGCCGUUGCACCGAAAUGAGCCUUUCUGGCUUUUGGGUGGGUCCUGGUGUUGAAGACGGAUGGGGUUUUGUUGAAGCAAUCGUGUAUAGAACGUAUUGAUUUGCAGUUGCACAAAAGUUUCUAUCAAAACGCGGUUUCCUUUUUUAGGAGGGUUUAGAAAGCGGUUUCGUGUUUGUAGAUGAAGAUAUAUAACCCAAUGCUUCGCAACUCCUUAAUUUUAGACCUCAAUAUUAGGGUAUAUUAAGAGGUUAAACCAAACCAAACAACCCGGUAUAUCAUAUGUCUCAAUUUGACUUCACGGAGUUUAAGAAAAGUGUUAAAAAGUA